AUGGCAUCCUCCUCGGCAUCGCCCCCACAGCUUACGGCUCCCGAAACGAAUCCACAGACCAAAGCCCAGCCCCCCGAUGAAACCAUGGCAGAGAUACGGCCCUGCAGCCCUCUCGAUGGGCCCGAUCCCGAUGAUUCGAGGAAAGACCGGGAUCUGACCGAUGCCCCUGAAACGGGCAGCACCGACCGAGCUCAAAGGCAGAAGUUUCUUACGGGAAGCAAAUUGCAUCUAGUUUCAACAGCCUUUGGCAUAGCCAAUAUCAUGGUUGCCCUAGACAGCAGUAUUCUCGCGACCGCAUUACCAACCAUAAGCUCAAAUUUGGGGUCUACGAAUGAUAUUGGAUGGUAUGGCAGUAGCUAUCUGCUCGCUCAAAUGGCCUCGCAGCCAAUUUGGGGAAUGAUCUAUACUUGUUUUGAACCGAAGCGUACUUAUCUGCUGUCUCUUGUCAUCUUCGGAGUAGGCUCUAUACUUUGUGCAGUAUCUCCUAUCUCUGCUUGCCUUAUAUUGGGCCGCUCUGUCACCGGCUUUGCCGCUUCUGGGCUACUAGCAGGGAGUCUUUCCAUAUUUGGACAAGUCGUGCCACUACGACAACGACCGCAAGGUAUGGCAUUGAUGGUCAGCAUUAGUAAUAUUGCGUCGAUGAUGGGAAGUACGAUCGGUGGUGUCAUUACCGAUUCUAUCCUGACCUGGCGGUUCUGUUUUUGGAUAAACGUCCCUCUUGGGGUUGGCUGUGCUAUAGUCAUAGCAUUUAUUUUAGAACGCAAGCUACAUCCCGAUCAAAAGCUUCCUCUAAAAGAGAAGCUAUAUAAAAUUGAUCUAUUCAGCUUCCUGCUAUUAUUAUCAAGUCUAACUUGCCUAUUUUUGGGCUUUGAAUGGGGAGGUCUAUCGAUUUCCUGGUCGAACCCAAAGGCAUGGGGAUGCUUACUAGGGUUUGCCCUUCUAGGUAUUGCUUUCAUUGCUAUACAGGCAUAUAAAGGAGACAAGUUAGUAUCGAAUCCUCUAUAUUACACCAAGUUGAUCAUCAAGUCUGACUAUCAAGUAUCCAAUAGUGCCGUAAUUAACUUAAAAUUCAUGCGCCAACGCACUAUAGUAGUGUGCUAUCUCUUCUCGUUUUUUUACGGUCUAGCAAUCUCUACGCACCAAUGGUUGCUACCGACAUAUCUUCAGGUUAUUCACUAUACCUCAGCCACCCUUUCUGGUGUUAUAUGCUUAGCAUUCUCUAUUCCAAUGACCAUCUUCGGCUUAUCUACGGGUUUCUUCACCACGAGAUUCGGUUAUUACGUCCCCUUCAUGUGGGCAGGGUCUGUGUUGUACGUCGCUGGAAGCGUGCUCUUGUUCCGACUGGAUGCAGAUAGUAGCCCUGGUCAUUACGUCGGUUACCAGAUACUAGCUGGUGCAGGCUGUGGAAUGGCUAUCCAGGUCACUUUUAUCGCGGUUCAGGUCGUGGUGUCGCCUCAUGAUAUGGCCCAUGCUUGCAAUAUGGAAGUGCUGUUCCGCCAACUCGGUAGCUCCAUUGCCAUUAGCUUGGCCGAGAAUAUUUUUCUGUCAAGCGUAACCUCACCACUUGAGAAAAUUGUGCCUGGGGAGAGCUCUUCUAUUCUGGCUACCGGGAUCCGUUCAUUCGUGCAGCUCACAAAAAGUCUCCCGUCUCAAGAGCAGUUAGAGGUGAAGAAUCUUCUGGACUAUGGUAUUACACAAGCUUUCAUUCUACCGCUCGUGGCCACCUCGGCUGCGGCAAUUGCUAGUUGGGCAAUUGAGUGGAAAAAGAUUGAAGAAGAUAGGGAGCCCCCGGUUCUUAUGGAGAUGAGUUGA
Messenger RNA from Penicillium pulvis, 1812 nucleotides. Its product is annotated as MDR family MFS transporter. The record is from RefSeq and is a predicted model, not a curated record. Lineage: Eukaryota; Fungi; Ascomycota; Eurotiomycetes; Eurotiales; Aspergillaceae. Gene Ontology annotation, biological process: transmembrane transport. The transcript is spliced from 4 exons. Bases 1 to 1812 code for a protein of 603 amino acids. Gene Ontology annotation, molecular function: transmembrane transporter activity.